AGAGAAUGGAUGUACAGAGACAAUGGUGAGUCAAAAGAGGAGUGUCAUUCGGUGAGGGAUCCGAAGAGGCAGGGACUGCGUGAGAGGCUGUGCGGCGGUGGCGCCGAGGCCAAGCCAACAACGUCUCCAAUGCUUCCAUCUUCCCUAAAAUACUGAAAUAAAGCACCGUCGCUCUCUAUUCUGAACCUCCUUCUUCUUCGCCAUCACUUCUUCAUCUGCGUUGACCGCGACGACGGCGGGCUGUCCUCUGCUGUUUACGACCUCCCUAACUUCGCUACAUCACCGCCACUGACUCUACCCACUAUUGGGCCUUCCUCUCGAGAGUGUGCCCGUCAUGGCAUCCUACCCAGCAUACGACAGCAAUCGAGCAUCUCCCGUAAACGUCCUUUACCCAAACGGUAGACCCAACCCGAACGGACAGUCUUACCCUCCGUUCGCAAGCGACCCUCGCUACGACUCGAGCAGAGACUCUCUAGCCAGCAUAGAUGAUGCCAGCACAAAUACAUACAAGAAUCAGAAGAAUGGCGAAGUAAUUGUGGACAUGCGCGAGCUCUCGCGCACCCCAAGUCCAACGCCGAGCGAGGCCAAGGAGCUCGAAAAGAGCGGCGUGUUCGACCUGAAGGCGAUGAUGAAUUGGAGAUUCUGGAUCAGGAAGGAGUGGGCCUGGUACUAUAUCGCCUUCAUCGUCGCUCUCGUCGUAGUAAUAUUAUUUACGGUAUAUCAUGAUACAAUCGUGAGGUGGUUGCAGCCGGCUGCCACUUGGAUGCACAAUCUCAAGUUUGGGUGGCUGAUACCCAUAGCCGUCUUCUUUGUAAUAUCAUUCCCUCCGCUCUUUGGUCACGAGAUCGUUGCUAUCGUGUGCGGUCUGGUCUGGGGUCUAUGGAUUGGCUUCGCGAUUGUCGCAGCAGGAACAUUCUUGGGAGAACUCGGUAAUUUCUAUGCUUUCAAAUACUGCUGUACCACACGGGGCGAGAAGUUCGAGCGUACAAAGAUAUCCUAUGCCUGCCUUGCAAAGGUGGUGCGCGAGGGUGGGUUUAAAAUCGCUUUAAUCGCGCGUUUCAGUGCAAUCCCCGGGCAUUUCACAACGGCCGUCUUCGCGACAUGUGGUAUGCAUGUAUUGACCUUCAUGCUUGCCGCUGCGCUGUCAUUACCGAAGCAAUUCAUCACUGUGUACCUCGGAGUGGCCAUGGAGCAGUCCGAGACUGGCGGUGGGAGCAAGAACGAUACUAUCGUCAAGGACGCCGUUGUCGGCAUCAGCGUCGUCGUCACGUUUAUAGCUAUGUGGUACAUAUACCAUCUCAUGAACAAGGUCAAGCCGGAGGUCAUCCACGAGCGACGGAAAGCACGACAAGCCAAGAUGAUGGCCGCCAUCGGCGAAGGCCCCUACAACAACCCCACAAUGCUACAGUCCUCCACCUCAGUCGCCUUCAACCCGAACACCUCCGAGUCCGAAAUCCCGCUCAACCCGCAGGUGCACCAGCAAUGGGACGAGAACGGGCGCGCAGUCGGGUACGCGGGCGAUCCGAACCUGUACGUGCCCAAGCCCGUGCGCGCACAGCCGCGCCAGCCCGCAUUCGCGACGACCUUCCGCCCACAGCAACAGCAGCAGCAACAGCAACAGCGCGCGGACUCGCUCGGGAGCACGUACCAGAUGAGCGAGCGCACGGCGUACCAGCCCGUCCGCCAUGGCACGGACAGCUCGCAAUCGCCGACGAUGAACGCGCAGCCACACGUGAGCGGCACCGAGCCGGCACUGCCCAACCCCUUCGGAGAUUCCAUGCGCCCGCCAUCACGACCGAUGUACACCGCGAGCCCGCCACCGAUCGUUCCGUUCGCGCCUGCAUCCUCGUCGCGCCCGCAUACGCCACAGACGGCGCCCGGCACGUUCAACUCAUUCGCAACGCCCACGCAGGCGCAGUUUUCGCUCGGGCCCGCGCCCGCCAGUGCGCCCCUGCCCUUUCACGCACCCGCGCCCGCACCGGCGCUCGCGUCACCGAGCUACGCGCCUCCUCCAGGUCCUCCGCCACAACAGCACCCGACGAACCCCUUUGCCGCAUACGACAGCACGACGUCCGUGCAGUCCGAGGCAGGCUCGCUCCCCCCGAGCUACUCCGAGCUUGGAUAUAGAUGAUCGCGCGGUCGGGCGGUUGAGUCGCCUGUCUGCGUCUGGCACUGCGAGGGUGUCGAGGGCGUCGAGGGACACGCUCGACUCGUUGGUGGCGCUGUAUGUGUAGUGAUUUGAUACCCCUGCCCUGCCACUGCCAAGCGCGUCCCCUCGUUCUCACGUCAUGUCGCGCCUUGUCUGCGAUGUAAUGUAUGCGCUGUGCAGACGAGGUGUCUGCCUCUUCCUUUCUCUCGAGAUCUUUUCUCUAGUAACACGUGGACGUUUCAACGCUGUAAUUCUUGACAUUAGCAUCAAUUCUUGCAUGAUCCAUGAUGCUCGAUAGUGGCUGGCGUGAGACUGUAAAGAAUAUAGCGAGACGAACAACUCA
Laetiporus sulphureus 93-53 is the source of this 2492-nucleotide messenger RNA. RefSeq lists its product as uncharacterized. Lineage: Eukaryota; Fungi; Basidiomycota; Agaricomycetes; Polyporales; Laetiporaceae. Bases 335 to 2131 code for a protein of 598 amino acids. The transcript is spliced from 8 exons. The record is from RefSeq and is a predicted model, not a curated record.